AUGGCCGUCCCUCUGGUCCAUGAUGCGCAACAACCUGCAUCUUUCAGUCAGGUCUUCUGCUCGGAGUAUCCGUGGCUGUGUGGCGACAAGAUCGACUGCCGGAACAGCGCAGGUGAGGCUCCGUCGACAGAGGAGAUUAUGCAGGAGAAGCUUCGUUUGUGGCAUCAAGUGGUCGAAACGCCAGGACAGCCCAACGAGAGGUCCUGGUGCUUCGCCAACCCCAUUUACUGGGACCUCGUGGUGAAGGAGUGCGUGGCCAAGGGCGACCUGAAGACCAGUGCACAAGUGCAGUUUCGCUUUUCAGUUUUGAAUCACCCUCUUGAUGAGAUGGAUGCGAGCUACUGCUUUCUCUGGGGCCACUGCCAGAACGAGGAGGUGACCAGCAGAACAACUCGCGAAGAAGCUAUCGAGAUGUGCAACCAAAUCUUCCCGGAGCCGAAUAGCUGGCAGAGCGUAGGCUUCAGUGAUGCCCCGACCAACCUUUCGAUGGAUGUCAGUCCGCGGCACGUGGACUCGUAUACCCACUUCAAUACCAGUGACCAGGUGGAGAUAUAUGCAAAGCUUGCGUGUGCACAGGGCAACUACCAUUGCGAUGUGGUCUACUGCAAGGAGACUUACUGCCAGACGGAGUAUUAUCGGCAGAAGUACCAGCACCUGUCACCCAAGCCGCGCUAG
Symbiodinium sp. CCMP2456 is the source of this 675-nucleotide messenger RNA. The record is from the annotation of a GenBank genome assembly. NCBI's taxonomy places the organism in Eukaryota, Dinophyceae, Suessiales, Symbiodiniaceae.